CCACGGCCCGGUAAGGCAGGAGGUCCCCACAGGACAGGAGGAGGCAAGCGGCCCAGAAAUGUCUGCCUGUGAGCAACCACACAUCCAGGGAAGAGGUGGGGAGGCAGACUGAGGACAGAAGAGCGACGCUGCGCCCAGAGGGCUGGCCCCACGAGCUUGGGGCCAUGCCUGGGCCGACAUUUGUCCAGCCAGGGAGGGGGUGGUGUGAGGCCCCUCCCAGGGGAGCCAUGAGUUGAGCAGGACCCUGAGAGCAAGCACCCUUUCCUGCUCCCUGCGGGACGAUGCCUGCACUCGGCUCCCAGAGACGGCUGCUGGGUUCCCUUAACUGCACGCCCCCAGCCACCCUCCCCCUCACUCCGGCCCCCAACCGGACGGGGCCCCAGUGCCUGGAGGUGUCCAUCCCUGAUGGGCUCUUUCUCAGCCUGGGGCUGGUGAGUCUCGUGGAGAACGUGCUGGUAGUGGCUGCCAUCGCCAAGAACCGCAACCUGCACUCCCCCAUGUACUACUUAAUCUGCUGCUUGGCUGUGUCUGACCUGCUGGUGAGCGUCAGCAACGUGCUGGAGACGGCAGUCAUGCUGCUGCUGGAGGCCAGUGUCCUGGCCACCCAGGCGGCCGUGGUGCAGCAGCUGGACAAUGUCAUCGACGUGCUCAUCUGCAGCUCCAUUGUGUCCAGCCUCUGCUUCCUGGGUGCCAUUGCUGUGGACCGCUACAUCUCCAUCUUCUACGCCCUGCGGUACCACAGCGUUGUGACGCUGUCCCGAGCGUGGAGGAUCAUUGCGGCCAUCUGGGUGGCCAGCAUCCUCACCAGCCUGCUCUUCAUCACCUACUACAACCACAAGGUCGUACUGCUGUGCCUCGUUGGCUUCUUCGUAGCUAUGCUGGCCCUGAUGGCCAUCCUCUACGUCCACAUGCUGGCCCGGGCCUGCCAGCAUGCCCGGGGCAUCGCCCGGCUCCAGAAGAGGCAGCGCCCCAUUCAUCAGGGCUUUGGCCUCAAGGGCGCUGCCACCCUCACCAUCCUGCUGGGCGUCUUCUUCCUCUGCUGGGGCCCCUUCUUCUUGCACCUCUCGCUCAUCGUCCUCUGCCCCCAGCACCCCACCUGUGGCUGCAUCUUCAAGAACUUCAACCUCUUCCUGGCCCUCAUCAUUUGCAAUGCCAUUGUGGACCCCCUCAUCUAUGCCUUCCGCAGCCAGGAGCUCCGGAAGACACUCCAAGAGGUGCUGCAGUGCUCCUGGGUGGCCCGGAGGCUGGGGUCUGCUCUUAAGUUCCGUCCUGCUGGGAGAAGGGUCAGUGCCCUGCCAGCCCUGGGAGACGGAGCAUAUGCCCUACUCUCUUGCUGGGACAGGCUUAUGGACGAAAAGCCAGGGUACCAGCCAGCCCUGCAGCCCCCUGGCCAGUCCCCUACCCUGGCAGCGCCACCUGACUAUUGGCCUCGGGGCUGGGAGCUGGUUCCCGGCAGGGCCAGCCUUUGCUGGAAGAUGGACGAUGAAAGGAGGGGUGCUGGGAGGCGUCCCUUCUGGCCUUCCGAUGUGGGAACAUGGGGUUGGUCCCUAAUCAGGUGUGCACAAGAAAGACCCUCCUUGCUGCGCCGAGGGGUGAGGCUCCCGCUGGGGAGGGGAGCAGACGGCAGUCGGGGCGGGGGCCAAGGGCCAAGGGGGGCUUCUAUUGUCCUCCCUGGAGCUCACCAGCCCCGCCUUCCGGAUGCGCGGAGCCCGGAGACCCGGUGGCGGAGGGAGGCGGCGCCGCCGCAGCGCGCGGUCGAGCGGGGAUGCGCGGCGCGGAUGCUUGCUGCAGCCGGUGCCGCAGUGUUCGGCGGCGCCCCGGGAUUGGCCGCGCGCGAUGACGCCGUGCCGGGCGAGACGGGCGGGGCCCCGCCUAUAAGAGCGGGCGGCGGGGGCGGCAGAGCCUCCGCAGCCAGCUGCAGCCGGUCCGCUCGCGUCUCGCAGCCGCCCGCCAUAGCACCGAGCAUGAGGGAGAUCGUGCACAUCCAGGCCGGCCAGUGCGGCAACCAGAUCGGGGCCAAGUUCUGGGAGGUCAUCAGCGAUGAACACGGGAUAGACCCCAGUGGCAAUUAUGUGGGCGACUCGGACCUGCAGCUGGAGCGCAUCAGUGUCUACUACAACGAGGCUUCUUCACACAAAUAUGUGCCUCGGGCCAUCCUGGUGGACCUCGAGCCUGGAACCAUGGACAGCGUCCGGUCUGGGGCCUUUGGGCACCUCUUCAGGCCUGACAACUUCAUCUUUGGUCAGAGUGGGGCUGGUAACAACUGGGCCAAGGGCCAUUACACAGAGGGCGCCGAGCUGGUGGACUCGGUCUUGGAUGUGGUGCGGAAGGAGUGCGAAAACUGCGACUGCCUGCAGGGCUUCCAGCUGACCCACUCCCUGGGUGGCGGCACAGGCUCAGGUAUGGGCACACUGCUCAUCAGCAAGGUCCGCGAGGAGUACCCCGACCGCAUCAUGAACACCUUCAGCGUUGUGCCCUCGCCCAAGGUGUCAGACACGGUAGUGGAGCCCUACAACGCCACGCUGUCCAUCCACCAGCUGGUGGAGAACACGGACGAGACCUACUGCAUCGACAACGAGGCGCUGUAUGACAUCUGCUUCCGCACCCUCAAGCUGGCCACGCCCACCUACGGGGACCUCAACCACCUGGUGUCGGCCACCAUGAGCGGGGUCACCACCUCCCUGCGCUUCCCGGGCCAGCUCAAUGCCGAUCUGCGCAAGCUGGCUGUGAACAUGGUUCCCUUCCCGCGCCUGCACUUCUUCAUGCCCGGCUUUGCCCCCCUCACUGCCCGCGGCAGCCAGCAGUACCGGGCGCUGACCGUCCCCGAGCUCACCCAGCAGAUGUUCGAUGCCAAGAACAUGAUGGCAGCCUGUGACCCGCGCCACGGCCGCUACCUGACCGUGGCCACCGUCUUCCGAGGCCGCAUGUCCAUGAAGGAGGUGGACGAGCAGAUGCUGGCCAUCCAGAGCAAGAACAGCAGCUACUUCGUGGAGUGGAUCCCCAACAACGUGAAGGUGGCUGUGUGUGACAUCCCACCCCGUGGGCUGAAGAUGUCCUCCACCUUCAUUGGCAACAGCACGGCCAUCCAGGAGCUGUUCAAGCGCAUCUCGGAGCAGUUCACGGCCAUGUUCCGGCGCAAGGCCUUCCUGCACUGGUACACGGGCGAGGGCAUGGACGAGAUGGAGUUCACCGAGGCCGAGAGCAACAUGAACGACCUGGUGUCCGAGUACCAGCAGUACCAGGACGCCACGGCCGAGGAGGAGGGCGAGAUGUACGAAGACGAUGAGGAGGAAUCCGAGGCCCAGGGCCCCAAGUGAAGCAGCUGAAGGGGUGGGACGCGGCUGCGGCCAGGACCAAGUGGUCUGUCCCCCGAGCCAUGUAGCCACUGACACACCCCCAAUCUUACCCCCACAAGGUUCAGUCAUGUCACCCUGGGGCUCCCGAGUGUUUUUCCUCCAGUAUUUACAGCAUCCCUGCCCUGCGUGAGUUCUCUCAGCUAUCUUCGGCCUUAGGUCAAAUCCGUUUCCUGUCUCUGCUUUAUUGUUAGCUCCAGGCCUGAUGUUUCAUGUUUUUUCUUUUUUUUUUUUUUUACUGGUUUCUGUUUAUAUUUGGGGGGGAUAUUUAAUAAAUUUAUUGCUGUCAGAUA
This is a messenger RNA of Bubalus bubalis (water buffalo), 3646 nucleotides long. It is a transcript of the gene TUBB3, whose product is annotated as tubulin beta 3 class III. Gene Ontology annotation, biological process: axon guidance; G protein-coupled receptor signaling pathway; microtubule cytoskeleton organization. The transcript has 7 exons. Gene Ontology annotation, cellular component: cytoplasm; membrane; microtubule. Lineage: Eukaryota; Metazoa; Chordata; Mammalia; Artiodactyla; Bovidae. Bases 282 to 3317 code for a protein of 1011 amino acids. The record is from RefSeq and is a predicted model, not a curated record. Gene Ontology annotation, molecular function: structural constituent of cytoskeleton; G protein-coupled receptor activity; GTPase activity.